Messenger RNA from Mycena citricolor, 933 nucleotides. The record is from the annotation of a GenBank genome assembly. NCBI's taxonomy places the organism in Eukaryota, Fungi, Basidiomycota, Agaricomycetes, Agaricales, Mycenaceae.
AUGAGCGAGGCUCUCAUCUAUGGCACGCAGAACGGCUUCAUCGUGUGCUGCCUUCUGGAGAAUACGGGAAGCUCGAGAGUGCGAUUCCACGAGAUCUGGAAUCGCCAGAUGAGCGCCCCUGCUGAGGUGACUGGCCUUGCAUUUGAUCCAGCUACAAAUCGUCUGGCAGCUUGCCAUCGUGGAGGGGUCCUCCAGAUGUUCACGCUGAGCGCGAGGAUGAUCGAGACUGAAAUGAUCUCCCUCACCAUCAGCGAUUGCGUCCCCGGAGUUGUUCUGUUCGGGGCGAUGCACAGCAACGAGCGUGAGCUGCUUGUUUUCGGACUAUACUGUGGGCUUGUGUACAACAUGCGCGGAACCAGUAUCUGCAGUGCGGAUGCUGCACGGAGCUUGGGUUCUGAUGCCGCAGUGGACCUGCCCAGCGGCACUCUCUGUGUCAGUGAUCCCCAGGCUGGUGUCCAUCUCUAUCGCCUCGCUGGAGGCGAGCUGGUGAAGAGCUUUGGAGUGCCGGUGAAAAAGACCCAGCGCAUCCACCAAAUAGCGCUGUUUGACUCGAACCGUGCCAUCGUCAGCGGCAGCGACCAUGGGACCGUCUAUGUGUACGCACGCCGGGACAAGGGACUGAAUAAGCUCCAAGUCGAUCCUAAUGAGUGGGUCCAGACCGUGACAGCUGCGGAUGUUGUGGGUGUCCCGACCAUCUUCGCGGCGAAAUCAAGUGCAAUUAGCGGGAAGAAUGAGAUCUUCGUCUACCGCAAGACGUUAAUUACACCUGACUUCCGUGUGAGACUAAUGAGAGGGCUGAAGUCUUUGGUCUGGCUUGUUGUCCUCCUCGCUGCGUUAGCAUAUGGGUUCGAGAAGGUGCUUGGGGACUGGAGCUUCGCAAGACAGAGCAGUGUAAAGAUCCCAUAUGGCAACUAUUUCGACUACAUCGAGUAG